Messenger RNA from Schistosoma haematobium, 9555 nucleotides. RefSeq names its product Myosin regulatory light polypeptide 9. The transcript is spliced from 8 exons. Gene Ontology annotation, cellular component: myosin II complex; cytoplasm. NCBI's taxonomy places the organism in Eukaryota, Metazoa, Platyhelminthes, Trematoda, Strigeidida, Schistosomatidae. The coding region runs from base 4393 to 4830 and encodes 145 amino acids. The record is from RefSeq and is a predicted model, not a curated record. Gene Ontology annotation, molecular function: myosin heavy chain binding; calcium ion binding.
GUUAAAAUCUAUAUUUGUAAAAAUAUCAUUACUAGGGUGUAAUGCAGUCUGAUGCUAAUAUUCACCCAGUUAUGUUUGUUAUUUUUAUAAUAUUUCAUCAUUACUAUUACCUUACUCCCACUAAUGAACUCGAUUUUCACUACUUAGUUACUUAACACCGUAUAUUACGUGCUAAGUUAUUAAUAUUUUUCCAGUUUUCUUAGACAUUUAUCUUGGCUUUAUUCAGCUUGUCAAUAUUUAAAUCAUACACGAAGUCAGUCACAGAACAAACUGCUCAUUACCAUGGUUAAAAACCGUGAAAAUGAGUGAUGGAGUUUCGGAUCCCACUAUGUCAGUCAAUUUGCUCAGGAUUCUUGUUCUUUUCUAACAGUAAAUAUUUGUCAUGGAGUAAUGUAAUUUUCCCUUUGGAUUUAAACCAAUCAUUUGGAUUCUACAGCCAAAAAAACCAAUAUAGUAAUCGAAUAUUAAGAAAGGUAGUUUCAUUAUUUGAUGUUUUCUCUACACAUUAUUGAUUUUUGUAAGAUUAGGUGAAAGAAAGGUUACAAUAUUUUCUAUUCAAUAUCAUGUAUAUACAAUGUAGAAAACUACUAUUAUUCAGUAAAGUUUUACAUUACUAGUUUACACAGUUAUGAAUGUUUAUUAUUGUUAUGCCUGUGCACAAAUAUCACAAGAAAAUUUGAUUGGACUAUAUAUGAAAAUGAAUAGGAAAUUUACACAGUUAAGAAAUGGAAUAUUACUGACUUUUUUUCAAUAAUAUAAUACAAAUCUUUCAUUGAUAUAUUUCAAUGGAACGCCCACGUUCCAGUAAUUCCAUGUAUAUAUAUAUUUAUCGAAUGAAAAUUCCAUCAAUUUUAGAAGCUUCAUUUUGUUUUACACUAGUGAUUCUGUGUUCAGUUAACAUGGGAGAAGAAGUAAGUUAGAUUUUGAUAAUGAUUAAUAUAUCAUGAAUAUUAUUUUUUUUACCAUUUAUUCUAUUUCACUGGUUGAAAUCAUGAGUCAGUUGAAGCUAGACCACUGUGGAAGACCUGAAAGCACUGGGGUCCUCGGUUCGAAUCUUGUGGGGUGCGGGAUCGUGGAUGCGCACUGCUGAGGAGUCCCAUACUAGGACGAAACGGCCGUCCAGUGCUUACAGGUUUUCCAUGGUGGUCUAGGUUCAACUGACUCAUGGUUUCAACCAGUGAAAUUUCUAAAAUCUCCACAAAACCCCUUCUGACAUUUAUUCUAUUGCAAAAAAUUAUAUUGAUUACCAAGCGAGUAAAGUUGAGUGUUAAAUAUUAAAUAUGGUUAAUGGUCAGAAUAGUGUAAGGAAAAGGUAAGUACAUCUAACUGAAUUAUUGCUAGUUGUGAUAAGGAGUGGAAGUUUUUUUACAUAUCAAAUCUAAUAACAUAACAACGAUGGGUUAUUGUGUUUGAGUAACUAUAUUGAACCUAAUACUUUUAUUAAAUAUCAAACUCUGUCAUAACUGUAUGGAAGAAAUAUAGAGAGUUCUGUCUAACAACAAAUAUGUUUAUUGAGAAAGAUUUCGCCUACGAAAACUAAACAGCGUUACCUACUGUAGUACUGUGAAAGCAAUCCUGCUGUUCCAGUUGUACAGUUAUAAAACCAAAUAAUUAAGAGAUGAUAUAUCUUACAUCAUUAUAUAUAGUUUCUUCAUAUCUUUUGAUAAUCUACAGCCAUAUCCCUCUAGGUAGCUACUUUGUAGUUAAAUUUACUUUUUGUAAGAAUACUUUGAUUUUACUUGAGUUAUUUGUUAAGAAUGUAUUGAAUAAUAGAUAAAGAGGCAAUUUUAAUGAGUUGAAUAAAUCUUUUCAGGUACUCGUGGUUUUUCUGAGAUUUAUUUUCCUUCUAGUGGUUUCUUUCCUUUCACAAAAAUGGCGAUUAGUCAUUAUUCCUGUUAAAUGUCAUAAGCCACUUAAACCGUACUAUUCCGACAGAAUUGCUUGUAUUAUGUCUUAGACAACUCAGAAUACAAGCAUUCAAAUAUUAUUAAAGACAUUAUAGAGAUUUAGUCUUUAAAGACUUAUACUUUUAACAGCUUUUAAGAAAGUGAACUGAUAUCAGUCGACUAGGUGCUGCCAUUUAUCCAGUACUAAUUGUUAUUAAAAUCUUUGUUUACAGAGUAGAUAGGAAAUUGCAAUACAGUGAGUCGAACAUAACACCCUAUAUAACUGAGAAAAUAAAAUAAAAUUUGAUUUAACAUUCAUCUGCUAUAAAUUAUUCAUGAGAUGACUGGGAAAAUCAUUAAGCUUGAUUUAUAUGUGUCAACGAGAUGAAAAGAUCCCACAAUAUUGAGCAAACUUAACUGAUUAGAUUAGAGGCGGGAACAUUAAAACAAAUGGUAACCCCUGGAAAUACGUUUGAAAGUGAACACGAACGUGAUAACUAGUAUUCGAAACCAAAUUCAAUAUCCUUUCAAAACAACAUGAGGUGGUGAAGUAGGCUAAUUUCUCGACAUUAGUAACAUAAUUGGUCUCACCAGAGUUUAGAAUAUAGCUUUUACAUUAAGUUAUUGUUUUCAAUUUUUUGAUAAUUAGGAAACUCAACAAAAGUAAAAAACAAUUUUAACUACUGAAUUGUUUUCUUAAUUAUUCACUUGAGAUUUCCUAUAUAAUAUUCACCAAUACAAGAGAAUAGAAAUUCUAAAAUCCCUUAUUUAAAACCCCAAUAAAUGAACUUCUGUUAUUACCUUAAACGAAAUUAUUACUUUAUCAGAGGAUUAUUCGUAUUUUUAUCGUUACAAUUACUGUUAUUACAUAUCAUAUGUGAAUACAUAACAAAUGUUUAAAUGGACAGAGAGAUUAUUGACUUAUUAAGCGCUGAAGUAUCCGUAUUUACGGACUUUCAUGAAAUUUUUGUUUAGAAUAUAUACUGUCGCUUUGCAGUAUGUUAAUUAAUUGAUCAUAGUUGAAAUGAUCCAUUAAGUAGAUAGGAGUUUUUAAACAUUACCUAUUAGUAGUCCUGCUUAUUUCACUAAAAAUAUGUCUAACCAAUAGAUUAAUACAUCAAAAAUAUACUGCAUAGAACAUUUGGAUUAUACUAUUGUGUCUAAAAAUCACUACGAAUAUUGUCAGUCAAUCUUAAAUUGCUUCCAACUUUAAUUCUGUUCAUUUAUUUCUACCUAAAGUUUGUGCUGAUGAUGUCGUUUAGAAGAACGAUGAAAGCUCCACGACCAAACCAACCAGCUCAGAGAACAAACCUCCAUCAAAAUCAUUUAGUUGUCGAUAUUCACCUUCUUCCGUUUUUAUUCUUCCCUAUCUGAGUAGUUAUACACUUCUUACUACACAAUUUUAGUAAAUUUUAUUGAUUAUCAUCUGUGUUGAACUACUGAAUGGAAAUUUAAUCCUUUUACUUCUCUUAUCGCAACUAGCACAUCUACUUUUCUACUAAUAGCUGGUAUUUUUUCUGCCUAUUAUAUGUAGCUAUGCAAUCUACUUCAUAUUGAGAAUUGAUUCAAAUUGCCCUUAUUGGUUAAAUAGUUUCAUAUAUCCAUAUAAAUAUUCUUGAAUAUUACAGUAAAGCCUGAUAACGAUCUCGUUGUGUGCUGUUCUAGUUUUCAUGAUUACCGCCUAUCGAAACAUAUAUGGUGUUCCUUCAAACAAUAAUUCACGUACAUAUAACUACCUAAAACUAAUCAUUAUAUCAAUGGGUCAUCAAAUAGAAUUACAAUCUAUUUAUUCAUUUUUUGGAGCCAUUGACUACUCAAUCAAAAUACUUUUUUGACAUCAGAUAAAUAUCUGUAGGAGUUUAACUCAACGCUCUUUAAUUUAGAUAACAAAUUAUAAGUGGAUGAGUUUCAAUGAAAUAACUUACUUUGGAUCCUAGAAAGUUGAUGCAUUACAACGAAGGUGAAUUCCUCGUAAGUAACAAUCUAUGAAAUAAGUUUAAUUACAUCAAUCAAUAUUCAAGUUACCUCCUGUCAUUCCCACCCAUACCAAGAAAUCAGUCUCUUAUUCAAAUAUAUUUCAGAUAAAUUAUGCGAGAAAAGAGUCAUUUGACGUAGACUGAUACAAGUCUAAUAUAAUCUAUAUUGUUACUUGGAAAAUACAGAUUCCUAUGAAAGAUAUCUCCAUCCUUUUUCUAACCGAAUCAGUUAAGUGUUAAAAUCACAUGUUAAUUAUAAGUGAGCUAUAUCAUCAUUAAUCAUAUCAAAGUUAUUAAUUUUAACAUAUUAACUACCUCUAUGCAACAUAUAAACCCAUCUUUUUUCUUCUAUAACUCAUUGAAAAUCAUUUUAGAAAAAGGAAAAGAAAGAAAAGAAAGAGAAGAAGGAGAAAAAAGAAAACAAAGAAGAAGAUGCAGGAGCUCCAGCAGAAGAUAAAAAAGAGACAGCAAGUAGUGGAGGCGGUGGUGGUGGUAAACGAGCUCAAAGAGCUACUUCAAAUGUUUUUGGAAUGUUCCCUCAAAAUCAAAUCCAAGAAUUUAAAGAGGCCUUUACGUUGAUCGAUCAAAAUCGUGACGGAUUUAUUGAUAUUGAAGAUUUAAAAGAUAUGUACGCAUCGUUGGGUCGGACACCAACUGAUAAAGAAUUGAAAGAAAUGUUAGAUGAAUCACCUGGUCCAUUGAAUUUCACAAUGUUUAUCAACUUAUUCGGUGAAAAACUAAAUGGUACUGAUCCUGAAGACGCACUACGUAAUGCAUUUGCAAUGUUUGAUCCAGGGAACAAACGAUAUUUGGAAGAAGAAUACAUCAAAGAUCUUUUAGAAAAUAUGGGCGAUAAUUUCUCUGCUGAAGAGAUAAGACAAACGUGGAAAGAAGCUCCAAUUAAAGAAGGCAAAUUGGAUUACGAUGCAUUUGUAAAUCUCAUAAAGAGAGGCAAUCAAGACAUUUAGGACCAACAUUUCUAUAGAAAGGGUGAAAAAUAAACUAAAUUCAUUCCCUUGCAUAUUCAGCCCCUUUUCCUUUUAUUAUGCUUUAAUGAAUAAAAUUCCCUGUUUUCACGCUAAACCAAAUACAUGCUUUCCCUCUUUGUUUUAGUUUUAAAAAUAUUGAUGUAUGUAUUCGAUUUCUUUUAUCUUUGAUGGUUAAUAUUCUUAUUAUUAUUCUGCAUGACUAGAAUAUUGUUUAUGAGAGUUAUUUCAUUCGUUAUUUUCUGUUGGAAGGUCUAUUUAGUUUUAUUUCCAUUCAUUGAAACCUUUCCAGCUUUUGUCAACCAUUCAUUCCGUGCUCGGCUUUAGUUGUUGUGACCUUAAUAAUUUAACUUAUGAGAUGAAGCGUCUUAAAGAAUCCAAUUAUGGGUGAACGGCGACAGAUACUAGUUAUUUUCAGAUCUGCUAACUGCUGGUGCUCGAAUAAUCUAAAAGCCUUAUAUCUUAUAAUCAAUCUGCUUACUUCGUCGCUCAAAAAUCGCCAUUCUUCCAUUGAUUAUACUUAUUAUUAAUGGACCAGAUUUCCAUAGUCUUUUGUAUCUAUCUUUCUUGUUGUUGAAUAUCUCUUCACUUUAUUCUAUUCUUAAUAAGUGUGCUUGAGAAAAGAAACUUCGAUUUAGCAUUGAAACCUUUCGUCACCGAUUCUUGUAUCAAGCAUUUACUCAAAGGAGAGGACAUUCCAUUCAAAUGUCCAAGUUUGUGUUUGGUUUAUUAGCGAUACAAAAUGGUCCUUAGAAUAUACAUUUUUCAGGAGCAUAGACUUACAAACGACACGAGACGAAUUGUUUCUAGUUUCCUGAAGAAAAGCCUGGACGGUGUAUAUCAUGGGUUAAUUUCAGUAGCUAAUAAACAAUAUCAAUCAUUGGGCAAAAGUGAAAUGAAUAUUUUUCUGCUGGAGACUAACUAAUUUCGUUGUGUUAUUCUCCAUAAAUUAAGCGUUGAUCUUGAACGGUGAUGAUCCCAGGUAAAUUGAACUUCACCGAUUAAAGUAUUUUCAAUCUGGGUUGGUUCAUUGCACUCGAAAUGAUUUUUUUCACUUAAAAACAAAAUAUUUAUUCAUAUUACUUCCUAUAUGUGUGUUUGAUGUGACAGUGCGUUUUCUUAAACUUUCAAUGUUUGUUUCUUAUUAUUUUUAUGAAUGUUCUGUCCCUACGUAUUACUUGUACACAUUAUUUUAUGGAACUGUUGGGUGUUAUGCGUGUUUUACUUCUUUCAUUUUUGCUUUACAGUUGUUUCAAUACAUUAAUCAUCUAGUUAAUUUGAUCGAGUGAUGAUUUUUAGUUACCAGUGUUAUGUAUAUGAAGGAUAAGUGUAGUAGAUUAAACGAAAAAUGGGCAUUUUUAACAUUGAACCAGACAGACCAUUACAUGGAAUAAUUUACUGAAUGAAAAUGGGAUAAACAACAAAGAGGCUUAUAAAAUGAACAUUUCAAGAAUCUUUGAGUAGACGUACCGAUAGCUAGACUUUUAUGCGAAUAUGAAAAUUUCUGCUUCAACUGUUCAAAGAAAAUCUUCAGACGAACUAUAGUGACUAUAGUUUGUGGCGGUUCAAUGGCAUAAUACCGUCGUUUAUGAGCAUGUCCAAUAUGUCGCGAAUGACUUUUAUGCCUGAAAUGUGGCCGAGUAAAGCAAAUAGUUCUAUUAGAACGACAGCACAUGUCAGCAACAUUAGACUAAAAAAACACGGUUGGACCACUAUCAUACAAGCCAGCCCAUAGAAUCCCUUGAAUAAAUGGCGUCAGUUUUAUCUGACCAGAGCUGGCAGCCAGAACAUCAUCAAUAUACACAAAUACAAGUCCAGUCUUCUACAGACCUCACCUAUUAAUUGUUAGAAUGUUUGAGCUGCAUUUUUUAGUCUGAGUGGCAUCUUUCAGAACUUAAACAGACCGAAAGUUGUGGUGACGUCUGGGUGGUAAGGGAAAGUUCUUCAUGGGAUUAAGCUUAUGGUACACAAAUGCUCUCAGCCUGAAAAAUAAGAUGGCGGAGCUCAAAACAGUGGCGGACACAGAAAACUCGGAUGUCACUGGCAUCUGAGAAACAGAGUCAACGUCAUAUGUCUAUGAUAGUGAAAUUCAAUUGCUUGGUUUAUUACUUAAUCGGGCUGAACGACCGAACCUUAGGGGUGGUAAGUUUAUUCUGUAUACGAAAAGCACCUUAACCAUACGAGCUGUUAGGACGGUUGUACAUGGCUCAGAGACAUGUGAACUGAUGCGCUGCCGACAUUAGAUUAGGUGUAGUAUGUCACUCUCCAGAAUAUGCAGUGCGUGGCUUCCUUCACAGUAAAUUUAAUUCCUGGUCAAACAGGUGUAGGCGACUUUAAUGCACCAUCUACAAAUCGGUGAAACAUAGAUGUAGAGUCAUCAAAAACAUUGCGAAUCGUUAGAAACCACAAUCGCCAAUAUUUAAUCCAGCGCAUUAGAGAUCCCACGAAAUAUGACCUAAAAAACUUCUCGUCUCAUUGGACAUACUCUUUACUCACGGUGAUGAUGCCAGUCAAACACGUUUCCUCUCAUCUUUAGGGAGAAUUGGUCGUGCUGCUAUCUUGUCCACGUUCUUGGCUGAGAUGGCUUUUCAAGCAGCUGUGACACCCUGCCCUAAUACAUGAAAAGCAGGCAUGAAGGCGAUAAGACUCACCUGAAAUCUGGAUAAUAAACUCAUGGACGUCAGAAGAAGAGGCACAACUUAUUUUCCGGCAAACAAACCAUAACAUUACUCAACAUUUUAUACAUGGACAGUCCCAAAGAAGAAGUGCGGCCAUCCCUGGAUAGACCAGGAAACCAUGACGUAAGAAGAAACGUUGGAACAUCUCUAUCAGAGUUGAAACAGCAAGUACGAUGGAACGUUACAGAUCGGUACGAAAUAAGUGUGUAGUUUCAAUCCGGGAAGCUCAGCGAAAAGAGUAAAAAGCAUUUGACCUAUUCAAUAAUCAAGCAGCUUAAAAGACUGUUCUCGUACACAAAUUACGGAACAAGGACACCGCAUUGGAUUCUCAAUCUAACGACUGAGCACGUUUGACACCGAAAAAUUAACAUGGCCGUAUGAACUACGUGUUAAAAUCUUGAGACUAAUUGCACAAUAUACUGCUGUCAUAUGACCAAGAUGAGUUACCUAUAGACCAGAAGGAUGCAAUUGUCACUCCAGUACAAAAAACAGGUUCAAGACAGCCUCCAUCAAGCUACAGACCUGUGAGCCUAGCCAGCGUCGUAGUUAAAAUAAUCGAAAUAAUAAUCAAGAUGACUACAAUGGCAUUUGCAGAAACCAAAAACUUUUCAAAAAGCGAACAAUAUGGUUUCUGAAGUGGUUUAUCUUGAAAAACAAAUUUCCUUAUAGCAAGAAAGCACGGGUUAGAGGUUUAAGAUAUUAGAAAAUUAGCGAAUAUUGUCUACAUAGACUUCAGCAAGGCAUUUUUUAAGGUGCCAACAAAUGGACUACUCUUGAAGCUGCAAAACAUAGUGAUUGCAGGAUAUCUCAGAAAACGGACUGAGAAUUUCCUGGUAUGAGAUAGAUGGGUAGUAGGGACAAAUUCCUAGUGCUUUACCUGGAAAUCAGUACUUUGUGGAGCUCCACAAGGCUCAGUCCUAGAGUCUCUACUUUGUAUACUGAACGUAAAUGAAGUCCCAAGUGUAGUGUAGUCCGCGUUGCUACUCUAAUCUGAUGAUGUAAAAAUCUGGUGAGAAAUAACAGAGGAUGUAGUUACAUGUGCACUUCAGGUGACUCGGAUAUUCUGGAUAAAGUACAGAGGGUAGCUACCAGAGCAGUUCCAGAACUUCGAGGUUUGCCAUAAAAAGAGAAGCUUGAAAAGCUAGACGUCUUUACUCCGUCGUACCGCAGAUUAAUAUGCAAUUUGAUUUCGAUGUAUUCAACUUUAGGAAAUGAUUUUGGACCUGAUAUAUCCUCUCUUUUUCUUCCUAUCAGAUUGGGUAAACUCAGAAUACAUAACACGGGGUUGGAAAAGCCAAGGACAAAUGAAUUACGAGUGGUAUACAGACGUUCACAUAGAGACAUUGUAGUGUGGCGUCGAGUCACGGUUGACUAUGAUCACCACUACAAGAAGGUUGCGUGCCAGAUACCAGAAGGCUGUUGAUAGCUGUAGUCGAGAUGUAUUUGUUGGCGGUCUCGUGGUAUCGACAACUGAAAGAACACCGUAAUAAGUUCUGUCUUCAAAAAAAGAAGGCGCACUAUUGGUUUGUAUGCCUAACACGUAAGGUUGAUAAAAUUUAAGAGAAAAAUAAUAAAAAUAAUAUGUGCAGGUUUCCAAAUGAAAAGUUAAUUCCCUCCCAAAUUAAGUAUGAUUUUAGAACAGACUAUUUGUUACGUCCAAGUUUUGCUCGUUCCAGUUACUGAAGUACGGACUAUCGAUCUACUUGCAAAUUACGAACCCAAAUUAACAACAGAACCAAGUUCCAAUUUAGAUACCAAAUUUGUUCGUAAUUCACAAAUAAUCGACCAAAUGUCGUUCUAACAACAAUAAUUAUAACAAUUACAAAACAAACCUUCAAUUUUGUAGGUUCCCGGAGCAAAACUCCCAAAUAUCAAACCAAAGACAAAGAGAGCACCAAAAUACCAAACCAAAGACAAAUCAAAAUGUCCGAAAUAAUGAUAUAGACAAACAAUUUCAAAAGUUAAGUAAAACAAUUACAUCCAAAAAAACAGUAAAUUAUUAAUGUACAAUAAAAGGUUUUAAUCCUCC